This is a messenger RNA of Esox lucius (northern pike), 2587 nucleotides long. RefSeq names its product ALG10 alpha-1,2-mannosyltransferase (gene alg10). Gene Ontology annotation, biological process: protein N-linked glycosylation; dolichol-linked oligosaccharide biosynthetic process. The record is from RefSeq and is a predicted model, not a curated record. Gene Ontology annotation, molecular function: dolichyl pyrophosphate Glc2Man9GlcNAc2 alpha-1,2-glucosyltransferase activity. The transcript is spliced from 3 exons. Lineage: Eukaryota; Metazoa; Chordata; Actinopteri; Esociformes; Esocidae. Gene Ontology annotation, cellular component: endoplasmic reticulum. The coding region runs from base 278 to 1705 and encodes 475 amino acids.
ACUAUAGAGAAUCUGUUUACUUUGUAUAAUUAUAUGAACCUUUCAUUGUAAAACAGCUUCUAUGCUGCGUACGGACUCUUUCACUGACGGACCUGUAAACUAAAAAUCUCAACUGUCUUUUUGCCUUUUAGCUAGCUAGCUAGUUACAGAAAGAUUUAGAUUUGUAGCUUUAUUUUAAUUUAAUUAUUACUUAACAUGUAAUAAUACGUUUUUCUUAGCCAACGGCCUAUUAGCAUUUCAUUUUUCAUUGAUCUCCGUGUAGCAGAAUUGGUAAACGAUGAACAUGGAGAAAUUUGAAGGAUAUAUUUUCACUGCUCUUUGCAGCAUCAACUUUUUGGUUUCAUGUCUUCUGUUCUCCAAAAUAACACGGGAGCAAAGGGAGCCUUAUAUGGACGAACUAUUUCACGUUCCUCAAGCACAGAAGUAUUGCCACGGGAAGUUUAACGAGUGGGACCCUAUGAUUACCACUCUCCCAGGCCUCUACCUCGCAUCCGUGGGUGUGAUUAAGCCAGUGAUCUGGCUGGCAGACCUUACAGGGAAAGUGGUGUGUUCUACUGCCAUGCUGCGCUUCAUCAACCUCCUCUUCAAUUGUGGCAUCCUCUACCUGCUCUAUCUCAUCAUCUGCAAGCUACACUUCAAGGAAAAGACAAAGACCGCGUCUCGCAGAGUCCUCUUGGCAUUAUCCCUGUCUAUGUUCCCUGUGCUCUACUUCUUCAACUUUCUCUACUACACAGAUGCCGGUUCUACGUUCUUUAUACUCUUCACCUAUCUCAUGACGCUUUAUGGCUGCCACAAGGCCUCAGCACUUCUCAGUGUCUUUGCCAUCUUCUUUCGCCAGACCAACAUCAUCUGGGUAGCGUUCUGUGCCGGUACAGUGAUAGCCAACAAGAUGGACGAGACAUGGCGGAUGGAACAGUCGAAGAAGAAGGACGACAAGUCGCCUUCACAGAUCCCUCUGUCUGUCAGCGGCGUGAAGAGAGUGAUGCAUUUCCUCUUGGAAUUCCUGAUCACUGCCAAUCACGUGAAGGCCGUGCUGCUGGUGACGUGGCCGUACGUCCUAGUCGCCGUGGGAUUCGUCACAUUCGUCGCCUUUAACGACGGGAUCGUAGUCGGCGACCGGACCAGCCACGAGGCCUGCCUGAACUUCCCUCAGCUUUUCUACUUCUUCUCCUUCACCCUCUUCUUCUCUGCCCCCACAUCCCUCUGCUACAGCCGUGCUCUCCGCUUCCUUCAGACCCUCAAGAAGCAGCCCUUCCUCUACCUCUUCAUCACAGGCGUAUGCCUGCUCCUGGUGUGGAAGUUCACCUACGUCCACAAGUACCUCCUAGCUGACAACCGGCACUUCACUUUCUAUGUGUGGAAUAGGAUUUUCCAGAAGCACGAGGCGGUGCGCUACGCCCUCAUCCCUGCCUACCUGUUCGCAGCGUGGAACUUCAUGGACACUCUGAAGUACCGCUCCCUGUUCUGGAGCCUGGCGUUCUUCUUGUGUCUGCUGGCAGCCACAGUUCCUCAGAAGCUGCUGGAGUUCAGGUACUUCAUUGUUCCGUACCUGCUCUACCGCCUUCACAUGCCUCUGCCCUCCCUCACCAGACUGGGGCUGGAGUUCCUCCUCUACACCGCCGUCAAUGCAGCCACACUUCACAUCUUUGUCUACAAGACUUUUCAGUGGCCAAACAACCCAGCUGUACAGAGAUUUAUGUGGUAGCCAGACCUGAAAACGAGGAAGCCAGCGGUUACCAAACACGUAUAGGUAAUACAUUUUUAAACUAAUAGAGCCAGGCGUUGUUCCUAUUGGUAUGAUGUCAUGGUCAGGAAGAAAAUCUGGGCCUCAGUUUGAGAAUAAUUUCCUGUGAAGACUUCUUUGAAGACUGUUAUCCAAUACAUUGCAACUGUGCAUUUAAGGAUGAGUAGACCAAAAAAAAUUAGACAAGCCAUAUUUUUGAACUGGGAUCUAUUUAUGUACAGUAUACUGUAUGGUUCUGAUAGAGUUUUGGGGGUUUUGCCAAUGAAGAACGUGGAUGAACUAUAUUAACUCUGUUGUGGAGUUAUGUUGUGUUAUCUCUAUUUUUUCAAUGUAUUUACCAAAGUUGCUUGGGGGUUGACAGUCAGAAUGAUGCGGCUUUCAACAUGAGUCAUUUUCAAUAUAGAUGAUCUCUGUGUUCAAAUACAUUAGUUUUUUCAUUUUUUUUUAAAUGGAAAGCUUCCAUAAACCAUUUAAACCAACUGAUAUUAAUGGAUAUUUUGCUGUUAUACUCUUAAGAUUAAUGUUGUGAAAUUAUUUUGCCUUCAACUGUAUUCCUGUGAAUAAUGUUCUUCAAAUUUUGUGUUUCUUGAAUUUGUUUGGCAAACCCUAAAAUCCCUUUAUGUCCCGGCCUAAGAUAUCCAGUAGCUCAUCUAUUCUGUUAGUCUUUGACAAGCCCAGAUUCUUCAAAAAUAACAUGUACCUUAGGUUUUUUUGUUCAGAAUGUAUUAACUGUAUUUUUUACCUGUGUCUUUACCUGUCUGACUAUUGCUGAUCUUUUUAGUCCCUGUAGGUCUCUGUGAUUAAACGAUCACAAGGAUGCAAUAAAAGGAUAUGAUGCCGACA